GCGGCCGCUGCUCUGCACUGAGGGACGUGACAGCCCUUGACGAGUCACAGCUGUGGCGAUUCCCUCCCUGCUGUCACCCCUUCCAGCCGCUCAGGUGCAGAGAACAUGUGGGCUCGUUACUGACACCACUACCGCUACAUGAGCCAGUGUGAACGGGGGCAAUCCAGAAGAGUCGUGGCCGGGAUGAGCGUGGAGAUGUUCUCCCGGGCAGCCUAUGUGGACCAGGAGGGCAGCAUGCCCUCCCCGCUCUCCAGCCGGGACGAUGAGCUAGGCUCAGACGGAGACUUUGUAGCCAACAGCCCCGCGCCGGUCCUGGGCACCAGAGACACGGAGGUGGACACGGACACGGGCAGCCUGGCUGGUGAGGAGGAGGAGGGCAGAGCCGGCUCCGAGAGAGAAGAGGAGGGCGCCGAGAUACCUGUGGGCUGCAGAACCCAACCACCGGAGGCUGGCAAAGCCAAGACCUACACCCGGCGCCCCAAGCCGCCCUACUCCUACAUCGCGCUCAUAGCCAUGGCCAUCAGGGACUCUGCCAGCGGCCGCCUCACCCUGGCCGAAAUCAAUGACUACCUGAUGAAGAAGUUCCCCUUCUUCCGAGGCCAGUACACCGGCUGGAGGAACUCUGUCCGCCACAACCUCUCCCUCAACGACUGCUUUGUCAAAGUGCUGAGAGACCCUUCACGACCAUGGGGCAAGGACAACUACUGGAUGCUGAACCCCAACAGUGAGUACACCUUUGCCGAUGGUGUGUUCAGGCGCAGAAGGAAGAGGCUCAACAGGGUCACCAAGUGCCUCAAAGAGCAGGAGCUGCAAGGGCUUUCUGAUCACCCCCUUAUGCCAUCACCUGCUGCCAUCCAGGGCUCAGUCCCUUCCUCCAGCAGACUGCUAAUGCCACCUUCAUCCCCAGCCUGCUCCUCUGCACAUCCUUCCAUCAGCACCAGCAGCUCCACCAAGGAGACCAGUCCAGGGACCAAGUUCUCCAGCUCCUUUGCAAUUGACAGCAUCCUGAGUAAACCAUUCCACAAGAGAGAGAAGAGAGAAGAAGACCCCAAAUCAUCCAGUGGAAGGAUCCUGUGGCCUACAGGUGCUUUUUUGCACUCUUCCCCUUCAGUCCCUUCCUAUCCUCUCCUGUCUUACCCUUCAUCAUCUUCCCUGCCUCAUUCACAUUCCCUCUUCCCACUCAACCCCCUAAGCAGCGCUGGAGCUUCCUUGCACUUACAGGCAUUCUAUAGGUAUUGCAUGCCUGAAGCUCUGCUACUCUUUGUGGAUCCCAGAAGUGAAGAACAGCAGCUGUCUGUUGACCCCAGGGAAGAUCACCCCCAGUCCAGACGUGUCCCUUCCCAGCACCCUCAACUCUUUCCACACCCCAGCUCUGCUAAGUCUUACUCAGAACACCUGACAAGUAAUGAGAUCUUGCGCACCAUGCGUCCUCCUGGAUCAUACCAACCAUACCAGCCUGAGACAUUGCUAGCAUGACAAUGAAGAGGGUGUGGGCCAGGGAAGGUAUGUUAGUUGUAGCAUCCACUGCGUCCAAUUAUAUUUAUCAGUAAAAGGCAUGAUUUCUUUGCAAAUAAUUUCUCGUGAAGGGGUUCCAUUAAUCGGGCUACCAUGUAAUGCAUCAAUACAUUUCUGUCUUUCUUGGGUCAUUCCGCCCAGUUUAGUGCCUUCAUGUUCUAUUACUGACAAGUGCCUAUAAUAACCACCCCAACUUCAGGGGAGACCAUUACCUUUUGACACUCUUUUGUACCAGACAUACGGCCCAUAGCCCUUAGUAAUGUGAUUGUAAGUCCUUUCAAUGACCUGGAUCUACAUCAAAGUCUAGAUCCAUUAUACUUGUAAUAGUGUGGCUGUGCCACCGAGUCUGCACUGGAAUAUGUAUUUUCUAAGAUGUCUAUAAGUGACCUUCAGACUGCACUUUUUAAGUCUAGAAUUAACUUUUAUAACUGUAUUUGUGGACAGGACACAAUAUUGUGUUAUCAAUGGCCCACGUUGUAAUGACAUUACCUUGACUGGGCCACCUCUCUGGCUGUCACCUGUCUGUAUUUCAAUCUAUGUGCCAUUUCUGAAAUGCCAAUUUGACUGUUGAGUGGCCUACAUGCAAUAUCUAUGAUCCUGAUUUUCGUUUAGCAUUAUGCCAAGCAGUGAUAAAUUUCCAGGUCAUUUCUACUGUAUAACCACCAUUGUGCCAAAUAUGUUGUUUCUUAAAUUAUUUAUAGUUAAUUCUGUGAUGACAGGUCACCACUAAUGAUCUGUGGUGGGCCAAUGAUGAAAUGGAUGGCUUAAAAAAAAAAACAAGACAAAAAAAAAAAAAAGCUCGAAUCGAGCCAACUUCUUCCAGGCGUACCAAUGCCGCUGCCAGCACUGCCACUUACUGAGCAGAGAUUGUGUUUUUAUAAUGAUGUUUUAUAUGUAUUUUAUUGAGACAUUCCUCUUAUUUUCAAAUAAAAUGAUGGAGAAAAAGCCGUU
Messenger RNA from Bufo gargarizans (Asiatic toad), 2466 nucleotides. It is a transcript of the gene FOXQ1, whose product is annotated as forkhead box Q1. NCBI's taxonomy places the organism in Eukaryota, Metazoa, Chordata, Amphibia, Anura, Bufonidae. Bases 139 to 1476 code for a protein of 445 amino acids. Gene Ontology annotation, biological process: anatomical structure morphogenesis; cell differentiation; regulation of transcription by RNA polymerase II. The transcript has a single exon. Gene Ontology annotation, molecular function: DNA-binding transcription factor activity, RNA polymerase II-specific; RNA polymerase II cis-regulatory region sequence-specific DNA binding. The record is from RefSeq and is a predicted model, not a curated record.